AUGGCACCGAUGUCGAAGAAACCUCGUGGUUUAUCUCAAACGAAAUGUCAGAAGGUUUGGUGUUAUUUACUUCAGACGAAGGCAGGCAAAUUUUCUUCGAAUCCGGAAACGCCGGGUACCUUAACAGCUACUUCGAAUUGUCCCAGAACUUUUUAACCUCAUUCGAUCCGAGUUUUAGUUGCGGUCUUGCGACACUGACGAUGUGCUUGAACACCUUUCGCGAGGACCCGUGUAGGGUAUGGAAAGAUAUUUAUAGAUGGUAUGCACAGACAAUGCUGGAACACUGUGUACCUUAUAAGAUGAUAGUGGGUAAUGGUAUUGUGUUCCAGCAGUUUGCGUGCAUGGUCGAAUGUAAUUAUCUUACGGUGGCUCUGGUACGCAACCUCAAACCCACUGCAUCGGUGGACGAGUUUCGCGCGCUUUGCAAAAGGACAACAUCGCGAAGGUGUGACGAGAUUUUAGUAGUUUGCUAUCACAGGAAUGGUCUCGACCAGGAAGCCACGGGGCAUUUUUCCCCAAUCGGGGGUUACCACCCGGAGAAAGAUUUAGUUUUGGUGUUCGAUGUGUCCAGGUAUAAAUAUCCGUUACACUGGGUGCCGAUAAGACGACUCUGGGGAGCGAUGGCGCUAGAUGAUGACGUCACUGGUAAGUAGUAUAUGGAAGGCAUGAAGUACGGUUGGUCUGGCGAGUUCUCAUUCACAAUGGUAUUUUUCCGAUAAAUUAGGCCCCGUUUACAUGAGACUAGGACGAAGUCAAACUGGAAUGAAAAUUGAAAUUGUCAACAUGUUUACAUGAGACCGGUACGAAAAUCACAAAAUUUUCAAUUUAUUCCCUUGCCAGGCAAUCUUAAUGAAAAUUGAAAUUGUCAACAUGUUCAAACGAGACCGGUACGAAAAUCACAAAAUGUUCAAUUUAUUCCCCUUGCCAGGAAAUUUUCUUUUUUAGAUGGCUCUUAAUUGUUAGCAUGUGUUGUUCCAAUGUCAAGGUUACAGCCGAGACCGGUCUGAAAUGUAUUUGUGUUUACAUUCAUCACAGUCGGAAUUCAUGCCGGUCUGAAGUCAGUCGAUAGGCGGCCCAUUAAAUGUUGUUAAUAUACAUAAAUACUGCAGUAAAAAGUGUUACAAAAAGUCAGAACAUCUCAAAUUAGCGAACUGCUUAUUAAAUACAGGAUUAUUUAAAGAUAAUCACUUCCUGUGACCAUACCUGCGACUUAUUGCACGGACAGCGAUAUGACGUAUACGUCAUAUUCUACUACAGGAGCCAAAGUACCGGAGGAAAAAAUCUUUGGUGGUUAGCUAUAUACAUCAAAUAUUUCUGUUAUUGUCUACGCAGGUAAUCCCAGAGGCUACUAUGUUUUACGUAAGAGAUCAUCCUUGGACAAGCCUCCCCUACUGUUUAAGACUGUCAGUUCAGAAGAUUCCCCAACCUUUCAUAAAGGAUGGUUAAAGUUCUUCAAUACUGUUCUGAUGCCUUGGCAUUGUUGGAUGAAGAGUCUGGCUGCUCCAACCAGUACUAGGGAGGCAUUGAUAGAGGUUAUCAGGAAAUUAUUGAAGUUUAUGAUGAGUUCAAAAUGUACAGGUAUAUAAAGCAAUUGUUUGUAUGUUAUACCGUAGACACUUGCAACUAUGCAAUACUAAUACGAAAACUUCCUAAGUUCAAAUUGGUUAAAUUUGGUAAAAUUUGGAUGAAAAUUAGAUGAGACAUACAUACAUAACGUAAUUCACCAAUUCACUAUUUCACCUCUAGUUUCCUAUUGUGAAAUGGCGUAGGUUUUUCGUGAUGCUUCGCAUAUUAUUUGCUCAAAUACGCCAUGUACUAUAAACUGGAAAAACGAUGCGUUAUACUAAUUUUCAUUUUUCGUGACGUUCUCAGGAAUGGAUCACCUUGAUGGAAUUCAUAUACGUUUGGAGUUUAUGAACGCUGAUCUUUCGUCACACAAGAAAUGUCUAGUUUGCAAAGUUCGCGAAACAAUAGAGGAUUGCAUUUUGUGGGAAUACGUGCGAGAACAGAUUGUGGAAGAAAAGGAGCGAAAGAAUGAACAACACGAACAACAUCAACGACACGAACAACAAGAUCAACGACACGAACAACAACAUCACGAACAAGAACAACAACACGAACAACAACAUCAACGACACGAACAACCACAUCAACGACAUGAACAACAUCAACAAAACGAACAACAACCACCACAACACAACCAUCGACAUUAUCAGCAUCAACAAGUAAUGUGUCUUUGCUGGUCAAAGCUAACCGACGGCGUUUCUGAAAACAAACCAACACAUUCAACAAUUACGUGUUGUAACGUACACAUUCAACCGUCGUCGUGUCAUUUACGACGUUUCAAUCUUGCCCAUUACAUUGUAAUGAUUUUACUGUCCUGGCCUUACGAAUUAGACGAUAAAAAUAACCACAAAAUCAGCAAUGGGGUAUGUUCUGCAAUGAAUCACGUGGUCUCGACAGAAUUAUCGAACAUGGAUGAGGUAUUGGAAGAUGAAGUGGUCAAUGUUAGAAACCGUUUCUCAAAAACACAACUCGCCAUACGGUAAACCUUCGCACAAGAGGAAAGAUCGGUGUAAGAGGACAGCAGAUUGUGGUUAACUUCAGAAAUAUGAGUGAGCUUUAGUGGGAUAAUUCAGUGACUGAUCCUGAGCUUAAAGGCACAAUUCAGCCUUUUGAAUGAUGGUUUUUAAGGCGCAUUUCAGCCCUUUUAAUUGAAAAAACUAACUAGGAAAAUCAAUUACGCAUUAUUCAAGAUCAGCAAACUUACUGUUCUUAACAUUUUAAAACAUUUUUAUUGUAAACAUUAAGUUUACUGAUUUUGAAUUAUGUAUAAUUGAUUUUCCUAGUUGGUUUAACAGGGCUGAAAUGCGCCUUAGCAAGCGAUGUUUUUGUCAACAUGGACCGUCAUCCGAAAAUUGGUAUGCUAAUUUUGGAGGCAUUUUGCAUCAUAGCGCUCGGUUAAGGAAGCAAAAAACUUCAAAAAUCUUGCAUUUUAUCAGAUCAUAGUCUAUCAAGAUAGGAUGGUCUGGAAACUAAACACAAGUCAUUGUAUUAUGUUUUUGUCGGAGUUUAUGUUAAUUUGUGCACAGUCACGGUGAUUGAGCUCAUUGUAUUUUCGUAUAAUGAAGUAAUCAUUCAAAAGGGAUAGCUGAGAUGAAACGUGCAACCACAAUGAAUAUUUAAUGAAGUUGAGACAAAGGAUUUGUGCAUGGUGAGAUAUAGUUCAACAUCAAACAAAGGUCUUCUAUUUUGUAGCUUUGAAGUUUGCCGGGUUUCCAGACCAUCAUAUCUUGACUGAAGCCCCGUUUACAUUACGCUCAAUUUUUGGUACGGCACGGAUAAAAUUGGUACCCGUACCACUUUUUUGGUUCUGGGACUGCCUAUUUAGGUAGUCCAAGAACCAAAAAGUGGUACGGUACCAAAUAUUGAGCGUAGUAUAAACGGGGCUUAGCUAAAUAGGUAGUCCAAGAACCAAAAAAGUGGUACGGGUACCAAUUCUAUCCGUGCCGUACCAAAAAUUGAGCGUAGUGUAAACGGGGCUUUAUUGUCUACAUGUCUAUUACAUGGACAAGAAUGGCAGGGACACCACAACAGUGUAACCCAAUUACUGUGGGCCCAGAGUACCCUAAUAUUCGGGUAUUGUGGUUUUCCCAACAAGAGAUGGCCAACAACUGAACAAAGAUUUAUGUAUUCACUUUCAGGGUGUUCUCAGUCUUAAGAAUACAAGCUUCGAGCCGCGAUAUGUUCUGAUACUGCCCGAGACAGCUCAGGUAAGUACGGAUGAUUGUGGCGUGUUCUUGUAGAUCUGCGUUUGACAGGAACUAAGAUCAAACAACAGAAUUAACUUCCUGACAAAGGAACGUCGAAGUUCUUCUAACUUGUUAGGGUGUCCAUGUGCCUUGGAAAUCCUGGAAAGUCCUUGAAUUGGGAAAAAAAUUCCAGGACUGGAAAGUCCUUGAAAAUCAGUAAAGUCCUUGAAAGUCCUGGAAUUACAGUAAUUUCCUUAACCUCCAGCUGUGCCAGCAAUAGUGAGUUUGAUUAAAAUUACUGAAUAAAGUGAAUUAUUUGCUGGGCAAAUUGUGCCAUUUUCAAACAUUUUUCCCAGUUCUAGGUCCUUGAAUUUACUGAAAAAGGGCCUUGAAAGUCCUGGAAAAGUCCUUAAAUUUCCUGGAAAAGUCCUUGAAUUUCACCUUCAUCAAAGGGUGGACACCCUGACUUGUAUUUUUCACGUAGUUGUAUCCCUAACCAAUCCGUAGCUUUCUGAAUCAAUCUAUUGUCUUUUCCUUGUAGGAACAUGAACGUAGACUACGUGAACACUCUCACUAUUCUGAAUCGUUGAUUGCUCGAGCUUUAGAUCGUGUUGAAAUGUACGCUGAUGUGAACAGAGAGAAACCUGGAUUCUUUGAUAUGACCUUUGUUAGUGGUAAGCAAACAUAUCUCUAUUUUUUCAUAGUUAACGGUUACACUGAAUACCUUGGAUCUCAACUUUUCACGUUUAGUCCUACCUACCUAAACUUACUGUAUUUAUACUGGGUAGCUCCAUCAGUUCUAAACUGUUCUUCCUAGAGGUCCAGUAAGGAUCAUCUCGUAUAUAUUGAUGCAGUGUUACUACAGGAGGAAACCUAAACUAAAGUAACUUUAUUUAUACUGGAUAGCUCUAUUAGUUCUAAACUGUUCUCCCUCGAGGCCCAGUAAGGAUCAUCUCUUAUUGAUCCAGUGUUGCUACAGGAGGAAACCUAAACUAAACUAACUUUAUUUAUACUGGAUAGCUCUAUCAGUUCUAAACUGUUCUCCCUCGAGGCCCAGUAAGGAUCAUCUCUUAUUGAUCCAGUGUUGCUACAGGAGGAAACCUAAACUAAACUAACUUUAUUUAUACUGGAUAGCUCUAUCAGAAUUUUUAUUUUUCGAUACAAAGUUCCUUAUUUUCUUCAGACGAUCUUCAUGAACUGUACAGAAAACUAAAAAUGCUAGUCUUGGAUUACCUCGGUCUUUCACCGACAGCCACGACUGAUUCCGAGUUCAUCACGAACAGCUUUACUGAUUUAUCAAGUGGCUCGAGGGGAUCCGAAUGUCCGAGAGGUUCCGAAGUCAGUACGGUGACUACGACGGCAUCCCGAGCAUGGUCUCGACCAAGAUCGGAUAUCUCGAAUGGUUUCGUGAAGACCAAUCUGAGUUUUCAAAGUUCCAAGAUUUCAUCUGUAGAGCAAGCGUCGAUGGAAAGACGUCGCACGUUAGCUAAAGCUGCUCUGGCAGGGAUCCCUUAUGUCUCCAAAGAACAGCUAAAUAGCUUAGGGUAAGUGAGAUUUUGGAUGCCAUGAGGAGGGGGGCGAGGGGCAGGGACAGCCCCCUGGAUACUGAGGGAAAACAUUGGGGAGGAUUCCUUCUCUCUUAGAAAAAGUUGAAUACCAUGGGGUAAUGGUAUAAACUACCUUUGACAUUUUGAAUGAAGGUCCUUUGAAAGGAGUUUAAUAGUCAUGACUGCAUAACUCAGGGAGAUCAUUAGCCAAGCUUGCAGACUGCAGUGGAUAUUUAUAUGGAGCUACGCAAGGGGCGCUUUCCAUUAACACGGCAAGACCGGUCAAAUUGUUGAAUGGAACACAAAACAUUUGGGCUUCGGACCUAUCUGACCGGAAGAUUCAGAUAACAUUAAAAUGAGGUCCAUUUUCACUAGAUAUUUGAGAAACAUAGACCAUGUCUUUCCAUUGAUACAGAGAAAAGAAUUCGGGUCUGACCGGUCAGGCCAUUAAAUGGAAAGCGCCCAAGGAUUCUUGGAGUUGUCAUUCAGUACCUCCAGGCCCAGUUUUCAAAAGAAUUUGAAUUCAAAAGGCAGUGGAGCUGGCUGUCUAAACCAGGAGGUACUGAAUGACAACUCCAAAAAUCCUUGCCUACCUCCACAUAAACUGCAAGCUUGGCCAAUAAUCUUAAGUGCUGGGUUCCAAUGUAGGUAUAAAGAAUCAAUAUCUUACCGCGUAGUUUUACCUUGCAGACGUUCAGAUGCAGAAAGUCGACAGAUCAACGACAAUUUCUCAACAUUGCUCAAACUCACACGAUCUCUCUCUGCUCCAGUGGACCUCAGUCACUUCUCAUUGUUGGUGAACGCCUCGUGUACCCUCAGUACAGACCCACAGCAAUCUCGGGAUGACAUAAGGUAUGUUGAAGUACGGCCCGAUUUCUACAGGCCAAUUUACACCACACAAUUUUUACCUAAUACUGUCGCAUGCAACCUGCUUACAACUUGAGUUGUACUGUGUAAAUCAAGCACACAACUCGUCUACGUUGUUAAAACCAUUUAUUUUUUGCUCUUCCAAAAAUUUAACUAAACAUCGUAAAUUACAGAUCGGACUUCGACUCCGACUCAGAAUCGGGUGGCUCGAGCGCGACCCCAUCGUCGGCACGAGCGUUCUCUCCGAACAUUGACCGACCAGAUUCCGACGUUUCACGAGAGGGCUCGAUAUCGCCAGCAUCGCUAGGCACAUUUCAAGGUUCAACACCAGUCCGUGAGGAGCUGUUGGGGAACGCGAUAUAG
Paramuricea clavata is the source of this 6529-nucleotide messenger RNA. The record is from the annotation of a GenBank genome assembly. Lineage: Eukaryota; Metazoa; Cnidaria; Anthozoa; Malacalcyonacea; Plexauridae.